Messenger RNA from Cantharellus anzutake, 189 nucleotides. RefSeq lists its product as uncharacterized. The annotation marks the transcript as partial. The record is from RefSeq and is a predicted model, not a curated record. NCBI's taxonomy places the organism in Eukaryota, Fungi, Basidiomycota, Agaricomycetes, Cantharellales, Hydnaceae. Gene Ontology annotation, molecular function: metal ion binding; mRNA binding. The transcript has 2 exons.
UACAAGACCGAGUUGUGCAGGAGUUGGGAAGAGAAAGGGAGUUGCAGGUAUGGGCUCAAAUGCCAGUUUGCGCACGGCGAGGAGGAGGUCAGGAAGGUUGCAAGGCACCCCAAGUACAAGACUGAGAUUUGCAGAACCUUCUGGGUUUCGGGCUCGUGUCCAUACGGAAAGCGCUGUUGUUUCAUUCAU